Messenger RNA from Aspergillus tanneri, 1347 nucleotides. It is a transcript of the gene CAF17, whose product is annotated as YgfZ/GcvT domain-containing protein. The coding region runs from base 1 to 1347 and encodes 448 amino acids. NCBI's taxonomy places the organism in Eukaryota, Fungi, Ascomycota, Eurotiomycetes, Eurotiales, Aspergillaceae. Gene Ontology annotation, cellular component: mitochondrial matrix. The record is from RefSeq and is a predicted model, not a curated record. The transcript has a single exon. Gene Ontology annotation, molecular function: protein binding.
AUGAUGCGGCCCAACGCAUAUUCCAGUACAAUAUGCUCCCGCUGCUUACAUCGCGGCCGGUUGUUCUCAACCGCAACUCAGUUUCUCACAUCCCAGAAGAGUGAUGCUCUUCCGGUCUCCCCACCCACCGCCGGUUAUUCGCGCCUCACAAACCGCGGACUGAUCUCUAUCACGGGUGUGGACAGCACCUCCUUUCUUCAGGGACUUACCACGCAGAACAUGCUUGUUGCCAAUGAUCCACACCGAGCAACCCGUCAUACGGGGACAUAUACCGUCUUCCUAAAUUCCCACGGUCGAGUGUUGAACGACGCUUUCCUCUAUCCGCUGCCGGAAGCCGAUGCGUCCGCUUCCGAAGACCCCGCCUGGCUCAUUGAAGUGGACAGAAAUGAGGUGGCGAGCCUUAUGAAGCACCUCAAGAAGCAUAAAUUGCGUGCAAAGCUGAAGCUGCGUGCACUGGACGAUGGGGAGCGCACGGUGUGGGCGUCGUGGAAAGAACAUACAGAGCCGCGCUGGGCAGCGUACAACCUCGAAUCAGCAGCAUCUUCACCAUUCUCCCCUUCAUCCUCCAUUGCUGGUUGCGUGGAUAUCCGGGCACCGGGCUUCGGGUCCCGGAUCAUCACUCCAGGCGCGGAAGACCUUCGAACACAUCUUCCUGAUGAGACGCAAGUUGCGGGCUCCCGGGUGGACCUGGGGUCAUACACUGUGCGCCGUAUAUUACACGGAGUCGCAGAAGGACAGAUGGAAAUCAUCCGCGAAGUGGCUCUUCCGUUGGAAUGCAACAUGGAUAUGACGCGAGGUAUUGACUUCCGCAAGGGCUGCUAUGUGGGUCAGGAGCUCACGAUUCGUACCCAUCACACCGGUGUGGUACGCAAGCGUAUCUUGCCCGUUCAGCUAUACACAGACGGUCAAGGUAUCCCGGUAUCCGCUGAUACUCCAGCGUAUAAUCCGGCGGUGACGCUCCCAUUGCCCCCGAGCGGUUCGAAUAUCUCCAAGGUGAGCGCGCGGAGAGGCCGUAGUGCAGGAAAGUUCCUCGGCGGUGUUGGAAACAUUGGUCUCGCCUUGUGUCGUCUGGAGAUGAUGACCGAUAUUUCCCUCACCGGCGAAGGGACCCAGUACACUCCCGAACAGGAGUUUAAAGUGUCGUGGGCUGGGGCAGAGGCGGGACCGUCUGAUUCUCAAGAGCCAGGAGAGGUAAAGAUCAAGGCAAUUGUGCCGUCUUGGACCCGAGAAUUCAUUUCCUCUGGUGGAGCAAGGAACGCCUCCCAGAGAGGUGGCCAGGAAGGUCAUCGAGCUCGAGAUCUCGUGGAACAGUUGGAGGAAGAGGAAGAGGCACGACGCAAGUAUUAA